Messenger RNA from Melanaphis sacchari, 6949 nucleotides. Its product is annotated as fatty acid synthase-like. The record is from RefSeq and is a predicted model, not a curated record. The transcript is spliced from 32 exons. Gene Ontology annotation, biological process: fatty acid biosynthetic process. Gene Ontology annotation, molecular function: fatty acid synthase activity; oxidoreductase activity. Bases 207 to 6824 code for a protein of 2205 amino acids. Lineage: Eukaryota; Metazoa; Arthropoda; Insecta; Hemiptera; Aphididae.
AUAAAAUUAUCAUCGAUUAUCAUAAAAACCAAAGGACUAUCGGUAACACUCCUGUCAUCAUUAUUUUGCUGUACUCGUUACAUUGUGGUUAGAUUUUCAACAGAUUAAGCCAAUGACUGUUGAUUGUAGUGAAAUCCGUUUGAAAUCUAAAUUCGAUAUUCCAUUAAACAAACAUUAAAUAACGUUAAGCCACUUCUACCUUCGUUAUGGCGGAAACAAAGAAGGCGGAAGUCGUCAUUUCGGGUAUAGCCGGAAUAUUUCCCGAAAGUGACAAUGUGGAAGAAUUGAAAGAUCUGCUUUUCAGUAAAAAAAACGGAAUUACGUUAGACUCGAGACGUUGGCCAUUAGAUCAGUAUGGGAUAAAAUCUGGAGUAGGCAAAGUAAAGUCUCUUGAUCGAUUUGACAACGUUUUCUUCAACAUGCAUGGAAAAUUAGUUGAAUGUUCUGAGACUGUAAUUAAGUUGAAUUUGGAGAGAUCCGUGGAAGCUAUUAUCGACGCAGGUUUAAAUCCGGGAGAUUUACAUAACACAAACACGGCAGUAUUCACAUGCUCUUCAACUAGCGAAACCGAUACACUUGCCAUACUUGACAAUUCAAAAUCAGGAUUUGCUAUACUUGGCCACAAUAAAGCCAUGCAAGCCAACAGGCUUUCAUACGUUUUAAAUUUGAACGGCCCUAGUUUUACGAUAUUAUCAUCAUUUACCGGUGGCGUGGACGCGAUAGUAAUGGCUAAACAUAUGAUCGAAAAUGGCCAUAUCAGAACCGCGAUAAUCGGAAGUUGCAAUCUAGUGCAAAGACCAAAUUUAUCACUUCAGAUGAAAGGUUUAGGAGUUCUAAAUAAUGGGUUAGAGACGCGAUCGUUUAGCGAAGAUGCGGAUGGUUUCAAUAGAUCCGAAUCAUGUGUGGCCAUUUUAUUACAAAAUUCGUUGGACGCAAAACGUUCAUAUGGCACGAUAGUUAAUGUGAAAAUGGAACAGUAUGGAAACCUUAGAGGAGUAUUUACCAAUUAUUCUACUGAACAUUAUAAGAAAAUGAUAAAGGAUGCAUACGAAGAAGCAGGAGUAGAUCCCGUUAAAGUUGCAUAUAUUGAAGCUGAUGGAUCUGCAAUAAAGGAUGUAGAUGCAAUGGAGUUAGAUAUAAUUAAAGAUAUAUUUUGUCCUCCCCAUCGAAAAGAACCUUUAAAGAUCGGGUCAGUGAAAAGCAAUUUAGGCCAUACUGAUGCUUCCGCUGGUCUUGUUUCGAUAAUUAAAUCAAUCAUCGCAAUGGACACCGGUUUUAUACCACCCAAUAUAAAUUAUACCGCACCAAGCAAUAAAUCAGAUGCUAUUACAUCUGGAAAAUUACAGGUUGUCACAGAAAAGACUCCGUUAAAUGGUGAUUUCGUAGGUUUAAAUAUUUUUGGUAGAACAGGAAAUUAUGGUCAUAUUAUUAUGAAAAAGUAUAAUAAACAAAAGAAGAAAAUAUACGCAAAAGAUGAAAUGUUUGAUGAUGAUUUACCGAGAUUAAUUCUUGUUUCUGGGCAUAAUGAUGUCGGAGUCAGAAAAACAAUAAAAAUAAUUGAAAGUUAUAAUGUUGAUGAAGAAUACGCAUCAUUGCUGCAUAAUGUGUUCUCUAAAAACAUCAGUGCUCAUUUUUCCCGAAGUUUCUUCAUAAUUCCCACACUGGGUCCGUGGAGAGAAAAAGACGUUUUUUCGAUUACGAAUGAAAAACCUCAAGUAUGGUUCGUAUUCUCCGGUAUGGGGUCACAAUGGUUAGGUAUGGGUGCACAACUGUUACGAAUACCAAUUUUUGCCCAGGCGAUUGAAAAGUGUGACGCUAUUCUGCGGCCUUUGGGCAUCGAUAUAGUGAAUAUUAUGACAAGCUUGGAUCCGAAGUUGUUUGAUAACAUAUUGAACUCGUUCGUCGGCAUAUCUGCAAUUCAGAUUGGUUUGGUAGAUAUUCUGAAGGCGUUGGACAUUGAACCGGAUGGAAUGAUCGGACAUUCGGUCGGUGAGCUGGGUUGCGCUUACGCCGACGGGUGUUUCACCGCCGAAGAGAUGAUAAUGGCUGCGUAUGCCCGGGGUCGGGCCUCCUUGGACACAACAUUUAUAGACGGCAUGAUGGCAGCUGUAGGUCUUGGUUAUCAGUCCAUCAAGAACAGGUUGCCAUCUGAUAUAGAUGUGGCAUGUCACAACUCAAACGAGAACUGCACAAUAUCCGGACCUACCGCAAGCGUAAUGGAGUUCGUUAAAAAGCUCCAAUCAGAAAACAUUUUUGCGAAGUCAGUUAACGUUUCGAAUAUUUCGUUCCACAGUCGAUACAUAAAACCGGGGGCUCCGAAACUACUCGAAUACUUAACUAAAAUUGUGCCUAAUCCAAAACCGAGAUCAUCGCGAUGGCUCAGUACUUCUGUACCAGAGUCAAAGUGGGAUACGGAUUUGGCUCGUUACUGUUCAGCAGAAUAUCAUACUAACAACCUAUUGAGUCCUGUGUUAUUUGAGGAAACGUGUACACAUAUACCAAGCAAUGCUAUUGUUAUUGAGAUUGCACCACAUGGUCUUCUCCAGGCCAUACUUAAAAGAUCAUUCAGUGAUUUGGUCCACAUCCCGUUGACUCAAAGAGUAUUUGGAGAUUCUGUUAGAUAUUUGUUAACAGCUAUCGGCAAAAUGUAUUGUAAUGGAUUAAAUCCAAACAUUGAAAAGUUGUAUAAUCCUGUAAGUUAUCCAGUAUCUAGUGGCACUCCACCAUUGCAUACGUUGUGUUCAUGGAAUCACGAAGAAAUAUGGACAAACAUCAACAUGAGAUCAUUGGAAAAUAAAAAUAAAGGUGAAAGGUAUUUUUCGCUAUCGCCUGUUAAAAACAGUUCAAUUGAAGAAUAUGAAAUACACGGCCGCCAUGUUCUUCCACUCUCAGCACUAUUGUUUUACAUCUGGGAAUCGUUCAAUAAAUUACGAAAUGAAUCCAACGUUAACUUUCCCGUUGUCUUUCAAGAUGUUCAUUAUCAUCAACACGUCGUGAUAAACAAAAUACAAUCCAAUGAUUUGUUUACGUCAAUACAAAGUGGAACUGGGCGCUUUGAAGUGUGCUUAAAUGAUACAAUUGUGUUAUCCGGAUACAUAUUUAUAUUCGAUCAUCUGAAGUUCAACAAAAACGCAACAGUGCUGCAUGGAAAAAACAACGGAAGCGACAGCAAUUCUUGUAUAGUAUCAUUGAGUCACGACGAGGUCUACUCAAACUUCGAACAGUUUGGCUACAGUGUUGGUGACGUUUUUAAGAUGAUUCGGCACGCAGACAUAUACGAAGAUAGAUUGGAAGCAGAUGUAUCAUGGGACAAUAAUUGGAUACACUAUCUGGACGCUAUUCUGCAGCUGGUUACAUUGCAUCAUGUAGAGAAACACGGGGAGUUCGUUGUUCCGGUUUCGAUUCAAGAAAUAAGUAUCGAUUCAUCCGCGUUGGUACAAAGUUCAAAACCAAUAGAUUUUGCCGCACAGUACAAUAUAUUUACCAACGAAGUGACGUGUGAAGGCAUCAAGAUUUCUCUACCUUGUUUCGAAGUAUUACCAUUGGAUCCGUUGGUAAAAACAAAGUUCCAACUUAGAGAACAGGGUUUGAUCGAUCUAUCCAACCCCAAUAUGAAAACAUCGAUCGAUUUUAUUGACACGUGUAUGGACAUAGUGCUUGAAUUCAGACAGAGUAACAAUUUUGAAAAUGUGUUUAUGUAUCCUAUAUACGAUGGUCCAGAUGUCGAGAUGCGCAAUUAUUCCGAUCACAUUUUAAAAACCCAUAUUUCCGAUUUGAUGAUAAUGGAAAACGAUGUCAGCAUGGAACAACUCAAUAAUAGAUUAGACAAUUCGCAGUUUAUCGUAUUAACGCGACAUGAUAAAUUAUCGCAUGCUAUGAUUUUGAUGAAAAAUCAAAAUCGUGUUCAUUUGAUCAUAUUUUCAAAUAGUCCAAUAUCUGACAGUAGUGAUUUUACGGUAGUGCUGCAACAGAAAUUCGGAGAUUACUAUUUGUCUUUAAUAAAAAAGGCUUUAAAAAUCGAUAAUGAUUUUAUUGUACACAGAUUGACUUUAGAAAAUAUGAACAGUUAUGAUCAAUUCCAAACUAUAUUAACCAAUUUGAAAUCUUUAGAUAAAACCAUUUACUUAGUGUCUAAGAUUCAACCGGUAGAUGGAAUAUUAUCGCUGGUGAAAAAAACGAAAAACGUCAAAAAUAUUCGGUUUUUCUUCGUGUUGGACAAUUCUGCUCCUGGAUUUAGUACAAGUAAUCCAUUUUAUUCUAAACAACUCGCCAAAGAUUUAUUAGUGAACGUCUACCAAAAUAGCCGAUGGGUUACAUAUAAGGAAUUCAAAUUCACAAAUGUUAUUAACACUAAAACAUCAAUAAGAAAAACACUUCUCACUAACUUAUCUAACAUAUCAUUAAAAAACAUUUCUGUAAAGUAUAUCGGUCUGAAUCCCCAAGACACAAGUAUCGAUACGAAAAACAACAAUAUUGAGUACGACGAACUAGGACCUAUUGAGUAUUCCGGUGUGGCGUCCAACGGAUCUUUGGUAAUGGGAAUUGCACCAUUUGUACCGAUGAUUUCUGAUAUCACGGUUGAUCCUAUUUUAUCUUGGACAGUUCCUAAACACAUAUCUCUCGAAGAAGCAUCAACCAUCCCAGUGCCAUAUUCAAUGGCGUAUUAUAUAUUGUUCGAAAUCAGUAAGAUAACUAAAGAAGAUUCAGUUUUGGUACAUUCUGGAUUAACUGCUGUAGGCCGGGCAGCUAUAGACGUUUGCCUAGAAAAAAAAUGUCAAGUGUUUGUCACAGUAUCGGAUUCCAAACAAAUGGAACUGUUAAAACAGAGAUUCCCAUCGCUUCCACAUUCAAAUGUUAUAAUUUACGACAAAGAAAAUUUUGAAAUUAAAUUCCUCAUGGCGAACAAUAAAAUGAACGUGAUUAUUAACUGUCUGGACGGAGAAGAUUUUCACGCUACCAUACGAGUAAUUGCGGAUCACGGGAAAUUUUUCCAACUCACCAAAAGCGAUAUGAAAAAGAAAUAUAAAAUGGGUUUGUUGAAAUUUUUAAAGGACAUAUCAUUCUUUUCUGUGAGCAUGGACAGAGUAAUUUCAGAAUGUAAAGAAACAAAACAAACCAUUCAAAAAUUGAUUGAGCACGGCUUACAGAACGGCACAAUUAAACCGUUUGAUCGAUAUGUACUUACCGGUGUGUGUACGGGAACUCAAGCUCUAGAGACCCUCGAGAAAUUGACUCGAGAAAACGAGUUUAAACGAGCCGUAAUAUCUACGGAGAAAGCCAACAACACCGGAAACGUGAUACACCAAUUUCAGUGUUGUCCGGAUCAAGUGUAUUUUGUUAUCGGAAACGAAGCUAACGAUUGGUUAUAUCUGGUGGAAUGGUUAGUACAAAGAGGUGCAUUAAAAGUAGUCGUGGGUUUGGAAAAAUAUUCAUUGACGCCAAAAAUUUCACAGAAGUUCAACAUCUUACUUGAUCGUUAUAAGGGAAUCACCGUGCAAUUGGUAUCACAAUCGUUGUUGAACACUGAACAAUCGACUUACGAUUUAUUGAAAAGUUCGAUUGAAACAUAUCCAUUAGCUGCAGUAUUCUUCGUGAAUGGUGCGGAGGAAAAAAUGAUCGAAAACAUGCAAAUGGCGAUGGGUCAAAUCGUCACAAAAAACAUUCAGAAAACGCUAUUCGUGUGCUUAUUCUGCGGUGGGGCAAACACGUGCGAACAAUUAAAAGCAAUCGGCGUCAACGCGUUGUGCUUGUCGUGGGCCCAGAACGGUGACAAACCUAAGCUCAGCAAAAUCAUACCAAUACUGGAAAAUGUAUUACUGAAUACCAACGCACUUACCAACGCCGUAGUCGUGUGCUCUGAACACGUGGCUGAUAAAUUCACAAGUUCCAAAGUUCAGCUGUAUGACCAAAACAACAUGUUUUUACCAAGCACCGUCGAAGAGCUGGGACGUAACUCGAAGUACAUCACCGUUGGUGAUCCAAACUUUGUGGAAGUGGCUACUAAAAGCAUAUUGUAUGCCGAAGCUAAAGGAACAUACCCAAUAUUCGUUAUGCCAGGUUUCCAACCCAACUGUAUGAUAAACCUGUACAAAAAUCUGGGCUACCCGACAUUCGAGGCCCGAUACCCAUCUAAAUUCGAAUCGAUUAAAAGCGUGGCCAGUGCUCUCGUAAAAAAACUCAAACAAAUAACCGAACACCGUGCAGUCACUCUGAUUGGAGAGUCUUGGGGUGGUACAGUCGCUCUAGUCAUGGCUCAAAUAUUGGAAGCUGAAGGCAUUUUGGUAUCGUUGUCACUGCUAAAUGGAGUACCAAGCACUCUUCUCAGUUGGAUCUCCAAAAAUCUCACUUUAAACGACAAUAAUAUUAACAUGUUUUUGCUUUCAAGAUAUUUGUCUAUUGAUUGCGAGAUGGCCAAAAAAAUGUCAUCUCAACAUGAAUGGAACACGAACAUUAACCAGUUUCUGCAGUCCAGUAAGGUCUUGGAACCUCAUAACGUGUACAACUCAUUAAAUAUGUUACAAACGCAACUCAAUACAUUAAUUGAACUAAAACCACUACCCAAUAAGUUAUUAUUAAUACCCCAAGUAUUCAUAUCAAACGAGCUAUCCGACAUGAGUCAGGACACCAUAAACGAAUUUUGCAACAACCAACCUGUUAUUCACAUUACCACGGGAAAAAAUAUUCAGAAUUUAUUGAAAGACGCAAAUGUUAUCAAAACGAUAAAUGAAAAUGUAGCGUUUGACUAUCCACACACCUCUGUGUUGUCUUUAAACGAAAAAUACAGUCAGCACUAUUUUAACGCCAAUAUUCAAUUAUCAUGUUAACAAAUUAUUAUAAUAUUUCAUUUUCAAAAAAAUGAGUGUUUAUUUAUCAACGAAUUUGAUAGAAACGCAUAUACUAUUUAAUAUUGUUUAUUUAUUAUCGAAAUAAAGCAUUUCAUAUUUUAAAG